Psilocybe cubensis is the source of this 795-nucleotide messenger RNA. RefSeq lists its product as uncharacterized. Gene Ontology annotation, biological process: ubiquitin-dependent protein catabolic process. Gene Ontology annotation, cellular component: proteasome core complex, alpha-subunit complex; nucleus; proteasome core complex. The transcript is spliced from 9 exons. The record is from RefSeq and is a predicted model, not a curated record. The coding region runs from base 1 to 795 and encodes 264 amino acids. NCBI's taxonomy places the organism in Eukaryota, Fungi, Basidiomycota, Agaricomycetes, Agaricales, Agrocybaceae.
AUGUCCAGGUCUUACGAUCGCGCGCUUACUGUUUUCUCCCCUGACGGCCAUCUCUUUCAGGUCGAAUAUGCCCUCGAGGCAGUCAGAAAGGGUACAUGCGCUGUCGGUGUUCGCGGCAAAGACGUAGUAGUUCUCGGCGUUGAAAAGAAGUCAAUCCUUCAACUGCAAGAUCCUCGAACAGUACGCAAAGUUGUCAUGUUGGAUGACCACAUUUGCCUUGCAUUUGCUGGGUUAACCGCUGACGGUAGAGUCUUGAUCGAUAAAGCGCGUAUAGAAUGCCAGAGCCAUCGCCUUACCGUGGAAGACCCUGUAACGGUUGAAUACAUAACAAGACAUAUUGCUGGAAUCCAACAGAGGUACACACAAUCAGGUGGUGUUAGACCAUUCGGAAUCUCCACCCUCAUCGUUGGUUUCGAUCCCCAUGAUUCAAAGCCCCGCCUCUAUCAAACAGAACCCAGCGGGAUUUACAGUGCAUGGAAGGCAAAUGCUAUUGGUCGUUCGUCAAAAACUGUGAGAGAAUUUUUGGAGAAGAAUCACCGAGACGACAUGGAACGAGAGGAGUCAAUCAAACUAACGGUGAAGAGUUUGUUGGAAGUGGUUCAGACAGGCGCCAAAAACAUCGAAAUCAGCGUGAUGGAGAGUUACGGCAAAGUCACAAAUCUGGAGCUGUCUGAAAUUGAGGCGAUUGUUGCUGAAAUUGAGCGAGAGAAAGAAGCGGAGGCGGAACGGAAGAGGUCGAGAUUGGCUGCGACCGCUGCGGGGCAAGCAGCAAUGACACAGCGCGCUGGAGAGUAA